Messenger RNA from Stereum hirsutum FP-91666 SS1, 1362 nucleotides. Its product is annotated as GroES-like protein. The record is from RefSeq and is a predicted model, not a curated record. NCBI's taxonomy places the organism in Eukaryota, Fungi, Basidiomycota, Agaricomycetes, Russulales, Stereaceae. Gene Ontology annotation, biological process: D-sorbitol catabolic process. Bases 106 to 1236 code for a protein of 376 amino acids. Gene Ontology annotation, molecular function: L-iditol 2-dehydrogenase (NAD+) activity. The transcript has 3 exons.
GGCGAGGACCUCGAGCUCUUAUCCAUCCAUCGUCGACAUCUCCAUCGCCCCCACCACCACCACCACCCAAAAAAUCUGCAAUAAGUCUUUGCAAGUCAGGAAGCGAUGUCGACUACCACCACCACACUAACCGCGGACCUAAAGCCCAACAUCGGUGUCUUCACCGAUCCGGCACAUAAGCUGUGGAUCGAUGCGGCAGAGCCGAGCGUGGAGGAGAUCGUUGAGGGGAAGAAGUUGGAGCAUGGGGAGGUUGUUGUUGAGGUCAAGAAUACUGGGAUUUGUGGUUCCGACGUUCAUUUCUGGCAUGCGGGGUGUAUCGGACCUAUGAUCGUAACAGACAAACACAUCCUAGGCCACGAAUCCGCCGGCCAGGUCCUCGCCGUCCACCCCUCCGUCACGCACCUCAAACCCGGCGACAAAGUCGCCAUCGAACCCAACAUCCCCUGCCACACCUGCCUCCCCUGCUUAACGGGUGCCUACAACGGCUGCGAAUCCGUCCUCUUCCGCUCCACGCCCCCGGUGCCGGGCCUCCUCCGCCGCUACAUCACCCACCCCGCAAUCUGGUGCCACAAGCUGCCCGAAAGUAUGUCGUACGAGGACGGCUCGCUCCUCGAGCCUCUGUCUGUCGCGCUCGCUGCGGUGGAUCGUAGCGGGCUGAGGCUUGGGGAGGCGGCGGUGAUUUGUGGGGCGGGCCCGAUUGGACUUGUUACGCUCUUGUGCGCGAAGGCGGCGGGGGCUGAGCCGAUUCUGAUUACGGAUAUUGAUGAGGGGAGGUUAGCGUUCGCGAAAGAGCUCGUGGAUGGUUUGCCCGGUACCCUGCGAACAUACCAGGUCCCCCGGGGUGGCAAGACGGAGGAAGAAGUGGGCGCCGCGUUCGUUGCCGCACUGGGCGGACUCGAGCCUGACGUCGUCCUCGAAUGCACAGGCGUCGAGUCGUCCAUCGCCGCUGGGAUCCAUGCGGUGCGAUUCAGAGGACGUGUGUUUGUCGUGGGCGUGGGCAAGAACGAGAUGAAGUUUCCGUUUAUGCGGCUUUCGACUAGGGAGGUGGAUCUGAAGUUCCAGUAUCGGUAUGCGAAUACGUGGCCAAAGGCGAUUAGGCUGGUGGAUUCGGGGAUUUUGGGACGGGUGAGGAGGUUGGUGACGCAUAGGUUUACGAUUGAGGAGGCGGUGAAGGCGUUUGAGACGAGUGCGGAUGUGAGGAGUGGGGCGAUUAAGGUGCAGAUUACGAAUUGGUGAGGUGUCGGACGAAUGCGUCUUCUUCUGAGGUUUGACUACUUGGGAUUUAGAAAGUGUGAAGUGUUAGAUUUUGUAUGAAUGAUGUAUUAGACCGUGUCUGCAAUGCAAAAUAUCCUGUUUCUUGAC